AUGCAGCGGCGAUCUGGCCGUUUAAACCGCGAGCUGGAACUCGGGGUAGGUGGUGGGGAAGAGCAUCCUCCACCCCUUCAGAACUGGGAACAACUGUUUGCUGCCAUGCAAGAGACAAUUAGGCAGCAGGGGGAGCAGAUUCGAGACCUGAGAGAGCAACAGGCUCGUCCUGCACCUAUACUGGCACCUCAGGUAGUGCCACCGAAUAUGGGGGAUCGUAUGGAACCAAUUUAUGAGCGGUUCAGGAAACAAAACCCACCUGUGUUUGAGGGUGGCCCAGACCCACUGAAAGCAGAACAGUGGAUGACUAUGAUUGCUUCUAUCUUUGAUUUCAUGCGGGUAGAAGAUAAUGACCGGGUACGAUGUGCUAUUUAUAUGUUACGAGAUGAUGCCCGGAUAUGGUGGGAGAUUGUUUCCCAAGGUCAUAAUCUGAAUACUAUGACCUGGGAUGUAUUCAGGGCACUAUUUUAUGAGAAAUAUUAUAAUGAAUCUAUUCGUGCCGCUCAAGCUGAAGAGUUCGCACGUUUAGUUCAGGGUAGCAUGACUGUGACUGAAUAUGCUACCAAGUUUGACAGACUAGCCAAGUUUGCUUCUGAUGAAGUGGCCAGUGAUGCUGCAAGAAAAGCUAAGUUCAUCAGAGGUCUUGAAGAGUAUAUUGCUAGAGAUGUGAUUAUGGCAGCCAAACAAUCAGGGGUCGUGAAGACUUAUCCUCAGAUUGUGGACUUAGCUCUCACUGCUGAGGGGGCUGAAAGCCUGAUUCGUAAAAAGAGUACUCAGAGGAAGGACGCGUGGAAGACCUCAUCUGGUAUUGGAGUGAGUAAAAGCUUUAGCCCCAAUGACCGAAAAAGGAAACCAGAUGGACCACCGGUUGUGGGUCCAAACAAAAAGUUUCAAAAUAACCAGGGCUUUCGUCGGGGCAAAAAUGAGGUUUGGCAGCCUUACCCUGAAUGCCCAAAAUGUAAGAGACAUCACUUGGGUGAAUGCCGGUCUAGAGUUUGUUACCAAUGUGGAGUAGUAGGCCAUUUCAAGAACAGCUGUCCACAGCUACAGAAGCCUGAGGCUAAGAAAGAGAGUCCUAUGGUUCCUGCUCGGGUGUUUGCUUUGACCCAAGCAGAUGCUGAAGUUGGCCCUUCGACUGUUACAGGUGAGAUAUCUAUUGGUGGUAUUAUGUUUACUAUUUUGAUUGAUUCUGGUGCUACACAUUCAUAUAUUUCUAGUAGAAUCAUUGAGAAAUUGAGUAGGCCAUGUGAUGUCAUGUCUGGUGGAUUUGGUACCUUGUUACCUACUGGAGAAGUGGUAAUCUCCAGGAGGUGGGUAAGGUCUCUCCCAGUGUUAGUAGAAGGGAGAGAAUUGUCAGUGGAUCUGAUUGAAUUAGACUUAGAAGAUUUUGAUGCAAUCCUGGGAAUGGAUUGGUUGACUAAGUACAAUGCUACUAUAGAUUGUAAGAGAAAGAUGGUGACUUUUAAACCAGAGGGUGAGAUCCCAUUUGUUUUUAUGGGAAAGGUGCAAGGAUCUCGGAUUCCAUUGAUAUCGGCACUUAGGACCAGGGAAUUAUUACGAGAAGGAUGUAUGGGAUACCUGGCUAGUGUGUUGGAUACCACAAAAGAUACACCUGAGGGACCGGAAAAGGUUAGAGUAGUAUGUGAAUUUCUGGAUGUAUUUCCGGAAGAGUUACCAGGAUUACCACCAAAGAGAAAGAUUGACUUUGAAAUUGAAUUAGUACCUGGAGCUGAACCAGUUUCUAAGGCUCCAUAUAGAAUGGCACCGACAGAAUUGAAAGAAUUGAAAGUCCAAUUACAGAACCUACUUGAUCUACGAUUCACGAGGCCGAGUACCUCUCCUUGGGGUGCACCAGUUUUGUUUGUCAAGAAAAAGGAUGGGUCGUUACGUAUGUGCAUUGAUUAUCGUGAAUUGAACAAGUUGACAAUAAAGAACAAAUAUCCUUUGCCAAGGAUAGAUGAUUUGUUUGAUCAGUUACAGGGAAAGACCAUCUUCUCCAAGAUUGACCUUCGAUCUAGUUAUCACCAGUUGAGGAUUCGGGAAGAGGAUAUUCCCAAAACUGCUUUUCGUACUCGAUAUGGGCACUACGAGUUUUUAGUGAUGUCCUUUGGUUUGACUAAUGCACCAGCAGCAUUUAUGGACUUAAUGAAUCGGGUAUUUAAGGACUUCCUUGAUAACUUUGUGAUUGUGUUUAUUGAUGACAUUCUAGUCUAUUCUGAAUCGAAAGAAGCUCAUGAACAACACCUUCGUAUGGUAUUACAGCGUCUCCGAGAACACAAGCUUUAUGCAAAGUUCAAGAAGUGCGAAUUUUGGUUGUCCAAAGUGAGUUUCUUAGGACAUGUGGUAAGUAAGGAUGGGAUUCUGGUAGAUCCAGUGAAGAUUGAAGCUGUUCGAGAUUGGCCACAACCUAAAACAACAACUGAAGUUAGAAGUUUCUUAGGAUUGGCUGGGUACUAUAGGAGAUUUGUAUAA
Cannabis sativa is the source of this 2472-nucleotide messenger RNA. RefSeq lists its product as uncharacterized. The record is from RefSeq and is a predicted model, not a curated record. The transcript has a single exon. NCBI's taxonomy places the organism in Eukaryota, Viridiplantae, Streptophyta, Magnoliopsida, Rosales, Cannabaceae. The coding region runs from base 1 to 2472 and encodes 823 amino acids. Gene Ontology annotation, molecular function: nucleic acid binding; aspartic-type endopeptidase activity; zinc ion binding. Gene Ontology annotation, biological process: proteolysis.